AUGUGCCUCAUGUUAAAAACAGCACUGGAGAACCAGUAUGGAAGAAUUUUGCAUUCUGAUCGAGAUCCAAUUCCAGAUGUUCCUGCAGUAUAUUUUAUAAUGCCAACUGAAGAAAAUAUUGACAGAUUGUGCCAGGAUCUUCGAAAUCAGCUCUAUGAAUCCUAUUAUUUAAAUUUUAUUUCUGCUAUUUCAAGAAGUAAACUGGAAGAUAUUGCAAAUGCAGCAUUAGCAGCUAGUGCAGUGACACAAGUAACCAAGGUUUUUGACCAAUAUCUCAAUUUUAUUACUUUGGAAGAUGAUAUGUUUGUAUUAUGCAAUCAAAAUAAGGAACUUGUUUCAUAUCGUGCCAUUAACAGGCCAGAUAUCACAGAUACGGAAAUGGAGACAGUUAUGGACACUAUUGUUGAUAGCCUCUUCUGCUUUUUUGUUACAUUGGGUGCUGUUCCUAUAAUCAGAUGUUCAAGAGGAACAGCAGCAGAAAUGGUAGCAGUGAAACUAGACAAGAAACUUCGGGAAAAUCUAAGAGAUGCAAGAAACAGUCUCUUUACAGGUGACACACUUGGAGUUGGGCAGUUCAGCUUCCAAAGGCCUUUAUUAGUCCUUGUUGACAGAAACAUAGAUUUGGCAACUCCUUUACACCAUACUUGGACAUAUCAAGCUUUGGUGCACGAUGUACUGGAUUUCCACUUAAACAGAGUUAAUUUGGAAGAAUCUUCAGGAGUAGAAAAUUCUCCAGCUGGUGCCAGACCAAAGAGAAAAAAUAAGAAGUCUUACGAUUUAACGCCAGUUGAUAAAUUUUGGCAGAAACAUAAAGGGAGUCCAUUCCCAGAAGUUGCAGAAUCAGUUCAGCAAGAACUAGAAUCUUACAGAGCGCAAGAAGAUGAGGUCAAACGACUUAAAAGCAUUAUGGGACUAGAAGGGGAAGAUGAAGGAGCUAUAAGUAUGCUUUCUGACAAUACUGCUAAGCUGACCUCAGCUGUUAGUUCUUUGCCAGAACUUCUUGAAAAAAAAAGACUUAUUGAUCUCCAUACAAACGUUGCCACUGCUGUUUUAGAACAUAUAAAGGCAAGAAAACUUGAUGUGUAUUUUGAAUGUGAAGAAAAAAUAAUGAGCAAAACUACUCUGGAUAAAUCUCUUCUGGAUAUAAUAUCAGACCCUGAUGCAGGUACUCCAGAAGAUAAAAUGAGGCUGUUUCUUAUCUAUUACAUAAGUACACAGCAAGCACCCUCUGAGGCCGAUUUGGAGCAAUACAAAAAAGCUUUGACUGAUGCGGGAUGUAACCUUAAUUCUUUACAGUAUAUCAAACAGUGGAAGGCUUUUGCCAAGAUGGCCUCAGCUCCCACCAACUAUGGCAGCACUACCACUAAAUCAAUGGGUCUCUUAUCACGAGUCAUGAAUACAGGAUCACAGUUUGUGAUGGAAGGAGUGAAGAACCUGGUAUUGAAACAGCAAGAAACCGAUGACUAUAGAUAUUUUGAUCCUAAAAUGCUACGCGGCAAUGACAGCUCAGUACCAAGGAACAAAAAUCCAUUCCAAGAGGCAAUUGUUUUUGUAGUGGGAGGAGGCAACUACAUUGAAUAUCAAAAUCUUGUUGAUUACAUAAAGGGGAAGCAAGGGAAACACAUUCUAUAUGGCUGCAGUGAGCUUUUUAAUGCUUCACAGUUCAUAAAACAGUUGUCCCAACUUGGACAGAAAUAA
Molecule: messenger RNA, 1698 nt
Organism: Chrysochloris asiatica (Cape golden mole)
Lineage: Eukaryota; Metazoa; Chordata; Mammalia; Afrosoricida; Chrysochloridae
Gene: SCFD1
Product: sec1 family domain containing 1
Exons: 22
Coding region: 1-1698 (565 amino acids)
Biological process (GO): endoplasmic reticulum to Golgi vesicle-mediated transport; intracellular protein transport
Cellular component (GO): cytosol; Golgi membrane
Molecular function (GO): syntaxin binding
Source: RefSeq, a predicted model, not a curated record